AUGGGUACUUAUAGGUAUAUAUCCGAGCAUUAUCCCGCAUCAGCAUUCACAAGGGAAGACGUCAGGGGUGGCGGUGGCGUAGCAGCCACUGAUCCUUAUAAGUCUUAUGGUGAUUGGCAUCCAAGUACCGCUACAACACAAGCCGAAAUUGAUUCUGCCUUUCAAUACGAUACAGAAUACGAUGAUGAUUUAACAUCGCCUCAUUUAUUUACUGCGUACCUUAUUUCUUACGCUUCGCACCUACGACUUUGCAAGGAAACUAGUCAUUCGACAGUAUGCCAUCUAGCAAUUGCCGAAACUACUCAAAGAACUCUUGAGGAUGGCCCUGCUCUUAAUCAAGCUGGGUUUGGAAGUGCUGACCCCCGCGCUGGCCCCAACGUGGACCCUGGGGGUUCGUCGUCGGCCUCCAAUCAAACCCCAGAACGCUCUAGAGGAGGAAACAGGAGAAACCGAAAAAGCGACCCUGACCGACGAAGGAAAAAGCAACGGGCUGGUCCUAUUGAUUUGAAAGUCACAAGUGGCAGCAAAUACUUCGCAUGCCCCUACUACCUUCAUGAUAGAGAACAACAUUGGCGAUGCAAUAGCUAUAAGCUUAAGCGUAUUGUAGAUGUUCGGCAGCAUAUUAGGAGGAAGCAUGUUCAACAGAAUCACUGUCCAAUAUGUGGCAGAGACUUCCCCAACGAUCCAGACAACGCCACACGGGACCAGCAUAUCAGUGAGCGCGCCUGCCUACCAUCGUACGAUUUUCAUUAUCCUGGAGCUACCAUUGACCAGCUUCAUGCGAUGAGCUCUGCAGCCAGCGAAUCUACGGCGCGCAACGACGAAGAAAGAUGGUAUACUAUAUGGGAUAUCUUGCUCCCAAAUGCCAUUAACCGCCCUCCAUCCCCUUAUAUCUACGACGAUGGAACGAGCACUAACAUUCACGAUGCUUUCGAUGAAUAUCGACGGAGCGACAGUUUCGCACAGCUUAUGAAUGCGUUUCCUCAGGAGACUAGAGAACGGAUGGUUAAUGGAUUCGGCGAGCUAUUAAACGGCCUUUCCAUUUUCGUCGAUACAUGGAUAGGACGCCAUGCGCUGCACAAUAAUCAUGAUGUCGAGGUUCCGGGAUCGAUUUCGCUUCCUCAACUCAGCGACCUACCACAGGAUGCCUCGGGAAUGCCAAUCAACUUUCCUCAGAACCCAACACCAGACCAAAACCCCCAUUCUCUUUUCAAUCCGAGUCAACACCCCUUUGAAUUUGACGCAAAUUUUGGUGCUGACUACGGCGAUGAAUACUUUUCGUUUGAGUAG
Hypoxylon trugodes is the source of this 1290-nucleotide messenger RNA. RefSeq lists its product as uncharacterized. The transcript has a single exon. Bases 1 to 1290 code for a protein of 429 amino acids. NCBI's taxonomy places the organism in Eukaryota, Fungi, Ascomycota, Sordariomycetes, Xylariales, Hypoxylaceae. The record is from RefSeq and is a predicted model, not a curated record.